UCAUCAGUUUUUCCAGCCACCGGAGUCCGCAUGCCGUCCGACCUUUUCCUUGGAACUGGAUUUACCCCAUGGGACACCGUUACGGUGGAAACUCCCUUUGUUUACCCACCUCAAGAAUCGGUUUUCUCGUUCUCAGGUUCCGACGACUCCACCCCAAAAACAAAUAGCUCUAACUCCGGCUCCGACGACGGGGAACCCGAGCAGAACCUACCGGAAGUCGACCCAAUUGACGAACGUAAGCGGAGACGGAUGAUAUCCAACCGGGAGUCAGCACGGCGAUCCCGCAUGAGAAAACAAAAGCACUUGGAAAACCUGAGGAACCAGGUGAACCGGCAUAAGACAGGGAAUCGAGAACUAAUGAACCAUUUACGGUUUGUAAGCCACCAUGGACAACUUGUACGGCAAGAAAACGAAAGGCUCCGAUCGGAAUCAGUGAUGCUCCGGCAAAAACUUGGGGACAUACGUCAAGUACUGCUCGUCCGGCAGCUCCAGAGCCAGUUAUUUUCGUCUGCAUGGCCAUGCAACAACAACGUGACGUCCAUGAAUGAACAAAACCCACCGUCAUUAAUUACAUAAAGCUUAUAUAUAUAUAUAGAU
Cynara cardunculus var. scolymus (artichoke) is the source of this 597-nucleotide messenger RNA. Its product is annotated as basic leucine zipper 4-like. Gene Ontology annotation, molecular function: DNA-binding transcription factor activity; transcription cis-regulatory region binding. The record is from RefSeq and is a predicted model, not a curated record. Bases 31 to 576 code for a protein of 181 amino acids. Gene Ontology annotation, cellular component: nucleus. NCBI's taxonomy places the organism in Eukaryota, Viridiplantae, Streptophyta, Magnoliopsida, Asterales, Asteraceae. Gene Ontology annotation, biological process: positive regulation of DNA-templated transcription. The transcript has a single exon.